CCUCCUUUCCCCCUUAACCCACCGUCGCACUCUCAACCACCACACUCGCAGCUCCAACUCCAGUCCCACCCGCACUCCCUCCCCCCAGGCCUCGGCCCGUCGUCGCACCAGCACCCACACCCACAUUCGUCGUCCUUGCCUUCGAGCGCGCUCUCGACGCCGCAUCCUGGUGCAGGCGGGGGCGGUAUGGGUAUGAAUGCGAAUGUGAAUAUGAAUGUGGGUGGGGGUGGGGAGGCGCGGAUGCAGCAGCCUACGGCGGUGCCGAUCGCGAUGCGUGUGGCUAUGCCUAUUGCGCUGCCUGUGUCGAAUUCAAAGUCGUCUGGGGGAGGAGGGGGAGAGGAGGGAGGGGGCGGGGUGCAUCGGCAGCGCAUAUGGGAGGAUGGAGUGGGGGAGGAUGGGGUUGGGGGAGGGAGGGAGAGGGAGGCGAACCCGACUAUGAAUGCUCAUCCUCAUAUGAACGCCAAUACCAAUGCCAAUUCCAACGCCAACGUUAACAUGAAUGCGACCCCGAAUGCGAAUGCGAAUGCGAAUGUAAAGGGAGGUCCGAUGGCGGAUGCGUCUGUGAAGACGUGGGAGGGUUUGGGCGUAGAAGAGGUGGAAAAAGUGGUGGUUAGCUUGGGGACGUUUGUUUUUCCGAAGACGCCUUUUCCGUAUUAUUUUCCGACUUUGGACGUUUCGACGACGUCGGCGACAGCCGCAACGCAAUUAAAGACAGCUGAGGCUUCGACCUCUGGACCUGCUCCUGAUCUUGGUUCCGCCGCUGCAUCAUCGUCAGGUUCGGCUCAACAGCCGAGGGGUGGACAGGAGGGUGUGUCUGCUAAUUCGAACGGAAACACCCCACGGGAACGGACGUGCAAAGAAAGAAAAAGAAGUCCAAGCGACCAUCCUAAUCCCCAACUCCCACCUCCCCUCCGCUCGCCCCCAACGCCCCUACCUCUGGGGCGGCGGCAUCCCCUAUCCCCCUCCCCCGCACUCAGCCUUCCGCAGACGGGUAUACACAGACGACUCUGA
Messenger RNA from Serpula lacrymans var. lacrymans S7.9, 1011 nucleotides. RefSeq lists its product as uncharacterized. Lineage: Eukaryota; Fungi; Basidiomycota; Agaricomycetes; Boletales; Serpulaceae. The transcript has a single exon. The annotation marks the transcript as partial. The record is from RefSeq and is a predicted model, not a curated record.